GCCGUCCUUUCUCGGAUUCAUAAUUGCAUGCAGCACGUCGCAUGUCCGACGGCGCAGCUCUGGACGUGACCUAGCUACACUGGUCUCGCUACCCAGACCUCCGCCGCGUAUAUAAGGGUCUGCCGCACGCUUAGUCCACAGUCGCUAGUCGCCACAGCCACCUGGAGACCCCACACGGAUCGGUAAAAUGUCGACGAGGGACGUUAGCGGCGCAAUCAGGCCGGCGGUAUUCCCAGCCGCGUCCAUUAUCCACGAUUCUCUGAUGAGCCGUAGGGGCCUAGCAUCAUCCGACCGUGCGCAGCGCGUGAUGGCGAACAGAAAGUGGAGGUACAAAAUGGAAAAUGGGAGACCUCAGCCAGUUGAAGAAACUCGAGAUGUUCAUGGGUAUGUUGUAGAGAUAACUGUUGAAAGCAGAAGCUAAUGGACUGCUCGUAGCUACCUGAAGCAGGGUGUAUGGUAGUGUCUCCAACAAAGACGCGAUUAUAUAGGUUGUGGCACAUAUUAUGGUGGUGGUGGUCUCAUUGGGCAGGCUUCAUAAAUCAGACUACAAUGAUAGCUAUAACCAGGGGGACAAAGAAUGAAGGCGCCUGGCAAGGCACGCGUAGCACGGGGCAGAUUGCCAAGUUGCUCCUCGUGCAAAACGCAAGCUAGCCACUUACAAAUGUGUACACUGACUUACAGAAGGCACUGGAGUAGUUAACCCUCGGCGCGCAUGCGCAGCGAGGGUUUGUCUGUGUGUGUCGACGCUUAUUCUGGCACUACAGGCCACGAGGUGGCUAAUGAGCGAUACCAACGGCUUCAGAACUACGCGAACCUGAAAAAUUAUUAGGCAAUUUUCCUGAAACCACUGCGUUCGAGAGUGACAAACUGGCACGGCCACGGAACUCGUUUAAUGUUCAAUGAAUAAGAACUCAUGAUCCUAACUGUAGCCAUAACCACCCUUUUCCUUGACUGAGCCAGUGAAAAUUGUUUAAAAACUCUAUGAUCUCAACUGUUGUCGUCACAACCACCCCUUUUUCCUUGUGUGGUCCAGUCUGCAGUAGCCACAACAAUCAGUAAAUAUUUUUACACCAAGUAAUGAAUAUCAAUUGCUCUGUUAGAAACCAACCUGGCGCCGAUUCGAACUACCCUUUGCUAUUUUCUGAAAACGCCCCUGCGUCAGACUCAAUAAAAGUGGGUUUCGGUAGUUCGAGAGAAGGACAAGGAGCCGACAUCAUGGCCAAGAAGAAGACCCCGCCCCCCGAUCUCACCAAAAUGAUGGACAGUAGUUCCGAGUCCAUCGAGAAGAAGAUCGCUGAACUGGACCUGGAGCUCAAGAAGUGCAAAGACCAGAUGGCCAAGAUGGGGGACAGCCACCCCAUGAAGGGUGCAGUCAAGCAGCGGGCGCUGAGGAUCCUAAAGCAGAAGAAGACAUGUGAGAACCAACUGGAGGGUCUGCGAAAGCAGUUAUUCAACAUGGAACGGGCCAACUUUGCCACGCAGCAGCUGAAAGACACGAAGACAACCGUUGACGCCAUGAAACUCGGUGUGAAGGAGAUGAAGAGAGAGUACAAGAAGGUGGACAUUGGGAAGAUCGAGGAUCUUCAAGAUGAGGUGGAGGACAUGUUGGAGCUAACUGGUGAGGUACAGGAGACCCUGGGCCGAGCCUACGGUCUCCCUGACGACAUUGACGAAGACGAUCUUGAAGCAGAAUCAGAUGCAAUGGGUGACGAUUACCGACCUCCCGGGAGCCCCAAUUAGGUCCCUACAUUACUACAUACUGUACGUUUCACAGUGAUUAUGAAUGUACAUUGUGAUUGUCAACGCAUGGUUUCAUUUUUCAAGAUUUUUUUAAUUGGUUUUUAACAAAAGUUGUCACCACAAAAGUGUGCCAGUGGGCCAUUAAAAUUUGUCUUAGAAGUGAGGCAUGGAUCGAAGAUUUGCAGCUGCCUUAGUGGCAAGUUUGUUGACAUUUUCCAGGAGGUCUUUCCCGUGCUCCAUCAAUAUUUGUCCAUCGCGUUCAGAAGUGGGCGUUGUCAGAUGCUGUUUCCCUUCCGCCUUCCAUUCCUCUACUGUUAGACUCUGCUUCCUCUUGCUGUGUCAGCACCUGGGCCAUGGAAGGUGGUCUAGCAUUUAUGUGAGUGAGUUCUGUGUCGUUGGGAGAGGGUGAGGUGUGAGGGGAGGAGGAGAGACACAGAAUCAGCCGAAGUGGUGGCCGGAGCGACCUGAAAGUAGGAUCUGGAGUAAGACACUGUUGUAUUGGCGGUUAAACCGCCGCUACUGCUAGUUUUGACACUAAAGUGCAAACCCUCGGCGAACUGCGCGUCUGCGGACAUUCGGACACACCCCUGAAAUAUUUCCCCCCGCAUACAUGUCCGUAGCAACGUCCUAGCAACCGUUUUACAGGCGGAAUGUUUGGCCCUAUUCUGAAAACACGCUCCAUUCGACCUUUUUAGACCCUAGCACAUGGCCCAGUAGUGGACCCCGUCUUUGUCCGGUGAAGUUAGCCCAAGCGGUUUUUGAGUAACACGUGUCCAUUCGGAAGCGGAGUUGUUCGUAUUAGACGCCGGUUUUCUACUGACCCACGUGAAAGUUUUCCUGCGCUUUUGCCUGUACUGCGAGAAGUCUAAUCCCAUCUCUGGAAGGGACAGUUCAAGUCAAGACGGUGCAUUUUUUCUGUGGGACAAGACGUGCUCGGUAAGUUCACUAUGUAGAGUGAGCGAUCAAAGGUCGGCCACCAUCAAUGGUCGGACACUUACUCUGGGAAUAUCAAGGCACUAAGGCAGAUCUUGACUACAUCUAUACAAAGCCUACACAUUGACCUGCUACUCCUACAAAACUUAUCCGCUCGGCUGCUUCCAAGGCGGAGCGCAAGUCCUACAAAGUCAACGUCCCAAGACUCAAAAUAUCGGACAAAAGUAUCACUCGUCGGACGGCUC
Molecule: messenger RNA, 2918 nt
Organism: Geodia barretti
Lineage: Eukaryota; Metazoa; Porifera; Demospongiae; Tetractinellida; Geodiidae
Source: the annotation of a GenBank genome assembly